AUGGGAUAUUUUACCAAGAACCUGUUUGUUAAAGAAAAUCUAGUAGAUUCCAUGAAAAGUGACACUUCUCCUUACCUCCUCUACCCAAGAACAACCUCAACAACCAACACCAUGUGUGGCAGCUACUACGGAGGCUCUGGCUACGGCGGCUGCGGUUACGGAGGCUGCGGUUAUGGAGGCUGCGGCUAUGGAGGCUGCGGUUACAGAAGCUGCAGUUACGGAGGCUGCGGCUAUGGAGGCUGCGGCUACGGAGGCCAGGGCUGUGGCUAUGGCUCCGGCUAUGGCUGUGGCUUCCGCAAACUGAGCUGUGGCUCCGGCUGUGGCUACGGAUACGGCUCCCGCUCUCUCUGUGGCUAUGGAUGUGGAUCUGGCUGUGGCUCUGGCUAUGGCUGCUACUAA
Neomonachus schauinslandi (Hawaiian monk seal) is the source of this 399-nucleotide messenger RNA. RefSeq names its product keratin-associated protein 6-5-like. Bases 1 to 399 code for a protein of 132 amino acids. The transcript is spliced from 2 exons. The record is from RefSeq and is a predicted model, not a curated record. NCBI's taxonomy places the organism in Eukaryota, Metazoa, Chordata, Mammalia, Carnivora, Phocidae.